CAGUCUGCGUGUAGCUGGCUAGUUAAUCGCUAUGAUUAGACAAUGGAACAGAACCAGUGUUCAUUUGGAAGCCGAAUAGGCUAUGUGUUUGCAUAGUCGAGCAGGGCUGUGCUUAAAUUGGUGGGAGAGGAGGCGGAUUAGUCUUCUAUGCCAUAUGGGAGAUGAACAAUGGAUUGGAAAAUAUGAAAGCACUGCAAAAAGUUUCAAUAAUGAAUUUAAUGAACUUAAAUUGACUUAUUAUAAUAAUUUUUUUACAAACAUGGCAAAUAGAAUAUAAUUUUAUUUGCAUGUUAUUAGGAUAGAGAGAAAGAGAGAGAUUUUGUAAAGAGCUGCAUUAAACUUUAUCACAAAAAUUCUUAUUUUUACCUGGGUCUGUAUGCAAAUGCAACAACUUAAUCUGUAAUAACCUGAGGAUAGUGAAAAAAUGUCAAAAUCACCAAAGGUCUCAAAGAAAUAAAGGAAACAAGGAUCAAGUAAUGAGAGACAGUAGGCCUAGUGUAUUGCACUGAAAGACACAGGGAGACAUGGAAGCGAUAUGGCUGUACCAGUUCCGAUUGAUCGUUAUUGGCGACUCAACAGUGGGGAAAUCCUGCUUGAUCCGGAGGUUCACAGAGGGGCGCUUCGCACAGGUGUCUGACCCCACAGUGGGGGUUGAUUUCUUUUCGCGCCUGGUGGAAAUAGAGCCCGGGAAGCGUAUCAAACUUCAGAUCUGGGACACUGCUGGACAGGAGCGCUUCAGGUCUAUCACCAGAGCCUAUUACCGUAAUUCAGUGGGCGGUCUGCUGCUGUUCGACAUCACUAACCGCCGCUCCUUCCAGAACGUUCACGAGUGGCUGGAGGAGGCGCGCAGCCACGUGCAGCCACACAGCAUCGUCUUCCUGCUGGUGGGCCACAAGUGCGACCUGGAGGCCCAGCGGCAGGUCAGCCAGCAGGAGGCAGAGAAGCUGGCGGGGGCCUACGGCAUGCGUUACGUGGAAACUUCGGCCCGAGACGCCAUCAACGUCGAGAAGGCCUUUACGGAACUGACGCGGGACAUCUUUGAGCUGGUCAAGUCCGGGGACAUCACCAUCCAAGAGGGCUGGGAGGGGGUGAAGAGCGGCUUCAUCCCCAACGUGGUGCACUCCUCCGAGGAGGUCACCAAGAGUGACCGCCGGUGCCUCUGCUGAGUCGCCCUGCAAAGCUGUCAUUCGGAUUCUGCCCUAUGUCUCCAUCCCUCUACCUCACCCUACCUCAUUUCCCCUCACUUCCCCAAAUCCCAGCCCUGUUUGCUGCUACCCUGCCUCUGCCUUCCUCCACUAAGUCCUCGUCAAUCCUGGUUAAGCCAAACCACCAUUUUCACCAGUUCAUUGGCCGUGUGGUCUUUCCUUCUCUCCUCAUACUUCUCUGUCCCUAUCAUUCAGAGGAGUUGAAGAACUUGCUUCAUAGACCCACAUUAUCCUCUCAUACGCCUCAUUUCAGUUGCCCCCCCCCCCCCCCGAUUGUAUACAUAUACAUCACUCAAGCCUGCAUCUACAGCUCAUAAAUGCAAACAGUGUCUGAGGAGAGUUCUAGAGUUCUCCCAGACAGAAACUGGCCUGGAUCAGUUGUUUCAGUUCUUCUGUGUAUAGUUUUGCAGGGAAUGCAUCAUAUGGAAACUGACAAGAGACACAAUUGGUAGCAUAUCUGUUUCUUGUAAGGUACAAAGAUAUCCACAAACCAGGAAAAUGCACAGUAUCAAAUCAAGUGAACUGCUUCUCCAUGACCACCCUGAUAGGGAAAGGAAGAAGAAUGCACUGUGAAACACUACAUUACUCAUAAAUCUAUGACGUCUCAAACGGAUAUGAGGCAUUUAUCUAUAUUAGUGAUGAUAAAGGUAAUCAGCUUUAUCAUCAGUGAUAUAAAUGAGCAGGUUGAGUUGGGCAACAUAAAGCAUGGCCUUGCUGUUGAAUCAGUGGAGCCAUUCUUUUUUCUGAAUUGCUGAAAAUCCUUGAAGUUUUUAAAGGUUUUUGACAUUUAAGAUUUUUGUGUCUCUUCUUUUGUCUGAUGGUUUUUUUCAUGACAUUCCUAGGUCAAUAUUACCACCCUGUGCUACAUGAGAUGCAAUGACGUAGCUUUAAAGUAGAAACUGUGUUAUGCUGUGUUGCUUGCUGAGAUAACACCUUUUUUAGUUACAUAUACUUUAUUUUACUUAUUUUUAUAUUGUGGUUCACAUUCGGCAGCGAAACCACUGUUGUGGCACCAUUUCAUUCUCAGCUCGGAACUGUUCUUACCUGUGUAUGACCUGUACCUCAGCGUGUCUGCUUGGCGCCUGUCUCUGUGCCUAAUCCACUCAUUUACUGAUCAGAAAUUUCCUGCUUGUUAAUCAAAGCUUUCGAAUGCUUGGCAGGCCAGUCCCAUCUUGGAAUUUUCCAGUCCCCUUGCAGUAUUACAAGGGCUUUUACUUGGAUUGACGUAAGACUUAAAAGUACAAUGGCUACAUAAGCCAUUAAGUCUCUGACUAG
Molecule: messenger RNA, 2480 nt
Organism: Anguilla anguilla (European eel)
Lineage: Eukaryota; Metazoa; Chordata; Actinopteri; Anguilliformes; Anguillidae
Product: ras-related protein Rab-39B-like
Exons: 3
Coding region: 525-1166 (213 amino acids)
Biological process (GO): Rab protein signal transduction
Cellular component (GO): Golgi membrane
Molecular function (GO): GTP binding; GTPase activity
Source: RefSeq, a predicted model, not a curated record